Paramecium pentaurelia is the source of this 1845-nucleotide messenger RNA. NCBI's taxonomy places the organism in Eukaryota, Ciliophora, Oligohymenophorea, Peniculida, Parameciidae. The record is from the annotation of a GenBank genome assembly.
AUGACUGAGAUAGGGAAUUAUUUAAUAGGUAGUGGAACCAUAUAUAUUUUGUUAUAGGAAAGACUAUUGGACAAGGCACUUUUAGCAAAGUUUGUUAAGCAAUCAAUCAAGUGAUAGGUCAUGAAGCAGCAGUAAAGGUUCUUGAAAAGAAAUGUAUCGAUUAAGAAGGAGAUGUAGAGCGAGUGAAAAGAGAGAUUCAAAUAUUGAAACUCCUUCAUCAUCCUUAAAUAGUGAAACUUUACGAGGUUAAAAUUUAGCAUAGAGUAAUCCAUAGGUAAUUGAGACAGAAAACCAUAUCUAUUUAUUCAUGGAGUAUGCAAAUGGUGGAGAACUGUUUGAUUAUAUUGACAGAGUUAAAUAGUAAGAUAAUUCAUUUUAAAUGAGUAGAAUAACAGAAUAUGAAGCAUGUAAAUUCUUUCAUUAGAUAAUUUCUGGAUUAGAAUACAUGCAUAGUCAAAAGAUUAUUCAUAGAGAUUUAAAACCAGAGAACUUAUUGUUAACAAGUGAUAGAGACAUCCUAAUUGCUGAUUUUGGUUUAAGCAACCUUUAAAAAGAUAUACUUAAAACUUGUUGUGGAAGUCCUUGUUAUGCAGCUCCAGAAAUGAUAAAAGGAGAACCUUAUGAUGGAUAAAUGACAGAUAUAUGGAGUUGUGGAAUUAUAUUAUUUGCCAUGAUAUGUGGUUAUUUACCAUUUGAUGAUCUAAAUACAUAAAAUCUAUAUUAGAAGAUCAUUAAUGCAGAGUUCACAUUUCCAAAACAUAUUUCAAUAGAUGCCAAAGAUCUAUUAAAGAGAAUUUUAGUGGUUGAUCCAUAAAAAAGAUAUUCAAUUUAGUAAAUAAAAAGACAUAAAUGGUGGCAAUUAUGGAAAAGAGAUGUCUAAUAUUUCGAUAUCAUUAGAAUCCGUCUAUGUCAGUAUUUAAGGCCAGAUGUAUUACAAUUCCUUGUUAAUUUCUACCAAAUAGUCCUUAUAAUGAAGAAAUACCAAACUUACCUAAAUAUUCUCCAAGGAAUGCUAAAUCACCAUAUGUAAGAUCUCCAAUUACAAAGUCUCCAAAUACUAGAUCUACUACAUCUAAAUUAUCAAAUUGUACAUAUAAAUAGGUUUAUGAUAACAUUAAAAUGAGAUAAACACCAUCUAAAUCAUUAUAUGAAUCUACAAACAUUAAUAAUAUUAAAAGUAAUCAUAAUACAAAUAUUAAUACUAAUACUAAUAAAUAAAAUAUCUUUAUUAAAUAAUCAAAUCAAUAUACUUUUUAUAAUAAACACAAGAGACAGUCUUCUGGAUAAUAUUCAACUUUAAUGAAAAAUACUUAGUUCUAAAAAGUUGUUUAGAGUAUACAUGAGAAUAAAAAUUAAAAAAUAUUGUCUAAUACAACUCCUUUUAAAAAUUCUACUAAACAUUGUUAUUCCCAUAUUAGAAAGAUUAGUGAUUUAGAAAAAUCUAAAUUAUAAAAUUCUUUAAAAAUAGAUGAAUCAUAAUCUACUUAAAAUAUUCUUUAAAGAUUUACUUCUGGUUUAAAUAGUUUGGUUAAUUCUCCAAGAUAACCAAUUAAUAUUAGAGGAAUAGAAUAACAUACUGGUCCAUAUCAUUUAUCUUUAAUAACCAAAAAACAUCCUUAAUUAUUUAUUGAUAUGAUUCAUAAUUAUUUGAAAAUGAAUUUCCAAAUAAUUAUUUAUGAGAAUUAUUCAAUCACAUUAAAAUUAAAUAAUGAACAAUUACUUGAACUUAGAUUAAAAAGAAUAGAAUAAAUAGAUGUAUAUUAUUUAGAUAUUAUCUAAUAAAAUUAUAACUUUUCAGAGAUCUAAUAAUUUAUAAAGGAUUUAUAAUUCCAUAUUAAAUUUUGA